ACUGCCGGAUCCACAUCCGCUCACGGUAGUUCAAAAUCCAACUCCAUUCCAACCGACUACUCAUUCGUCAUCUCUUCUCCAUCUCAUCUCAUCAUCAUCAUCAUAUCACACCACAAUCGCUGCUCACAUACUUUCACCAAACAGAGAAGCACCCCAUCAAACACACAUCCUUCGAAACAUAUCAUCAAAAACGAGUCUGACAAAGCAACACAUACACAUAUUUAUUAAAACAUAUCAUAAAAUCAAAACCCGCACUCGAGUUAAUCGUACCUUGGAGAAAUUGUAAACUUUGCUGAAGAAAGUGAUUGUACUGAAGUUGAUCCAAGUUUUAAUCCCUUCUCGUCAUAAGCUGCUAGCUCAGAUUUUGUUGUAACUUUUGAUAAUUCGAGUAUCGAGUUUCAUAACUUUUUCUCCUUGUCAGCGUACGCCAGAUAUGAUCAGCAAGAUGGUUUACUGUGGCAUUGUGUUGUCCAUGUUUUUCGUUGCUUUGAGCUCCUCCGCAGUUUACUCUAUCGAUCUUCAGAGGCUUUACGACAUGCAGAAAACCAAACGUGAAGAAGGCGACAACUGUCAUCCGUACCAACCUUUCAAAUGUCCACACCCCGAAGGACACGGCAAAUGCAUUUCCAUCCAGUAUUUGUGCGACGGAGCUCCAGACUGUCCAGAUGGAUAUGAUGAAGACACUCGUCUCUGCACUGCAGCAAAACGACCUCCCGUCGAAGAAACAGCCAGCUUUCUCCAGUCCCUGUUGGCCAGCCACGGUCCCAACUACCUUGAGAAAUUAUUUGGACAGAAAGCGCGUGAUGCACUUUCCCCCUUGGGUGGCGUGGACAAGGUCGCAAUUGCUUUAUCAGAAUCGAUGACAAUUGAGGAUUUCGGAGCUGCAAUGCAUCUCUUGAGGACUGAUCUGGAUCACCUGAAAUCCGUAUUUGUUGCAGUGGAGAAUGGAGACCUGGGACGCCUGAAAUCACUUGGAAUCAAGGACUCGGAAAUCGGGGAUGUGCGUUUCUUCCUGGAGCGACUCAUCAGCACGGGAUUCAUCGAUUAAACUUGCAUCACCAAUUACUUGAAAAACAAGACAACCACUUUACUUUCUCUUUGAGUUGGUCCCCUCCAUCUCUCUCUCUCUCUCAUCCGCCCUCGUUCAUCCUCGUCGCUCAUUCGCCUUGUCUCAAAAAGGUCAAUCCAUCCCCGUUGUGCGCUUUCUUUCCCUCAUUUACCUCCGAAUCAGGACUCUGGCAAAGUCUUUAAGCCCUUCAUCCGAUUACCUGCCCCUCAACUUACUGCAACAAGCGGGAUUUCUCCGCACUCUGUCCCCUGGGAGCUGGUCUGCAUAGCAGAGUGGAGUUCAUGGUAGAGUGGAGGACGCUAAUGAUGGAUGAGUAAACCUUAAUCAGCAAGAUCUAGUUUUGAUUCCGGUAGUAGUUUAAAGUUUAAAGUUUAAAAGGGACCUGUUUCUGUUCCAAUCGAUCCCUCUAAAUAAAUUAAGUCUGCAAAUCAACUCUGCCAUUCAUUCGGCUCCAGUAAGUCCGUAAGUGUGGAGGAUCUAUAAUGAGCUCCAUCCAUCCAAAUUGUAUCCAUAUUCUGUUAGGACAUUGUGCAUUUUAUUAUUGCCUUUUCCCAACUUUAAUGUACCUCAUUUUUCUAAAAGGGAGAGAGAAAAUUGAGUUUAAUUAGUUAGUCGUCUAAAAUUCUUUAUUACGAUUCUAAUUUCGGAUCUAUAGUCCCAUAAGAAAAACAAAAGGCUUAUUUUCGAAAUUUCUCCGUCAAAAAACAUAAUUUAUCUACAUAAUACACUAAAAUUUUCGUUUCGACGAAAGAUCCAACUUGCAGAUGAAUACUCAACGCACUAUCACAUUUGAAAUCCUGAUCAUAAAAAUUUCGAAAAUGCCAGCUAGGCGUGGAUAACUUUAGAAAAUCAAUGAGGAGGACAUUAGACUAUCCGAAUGCAUUUAUUAUAAUCUAUGUCGGGGAGAAAAUGAGAGAUCCAUUAUUUGAGCGUGGAACAGCCUUCAUGGAUUCAAAAAUGGGAUCUGAGCAGAAUCUGGAUCCAAAACUGAAUAAUAUCACCAUUACUAUUUAUGAGUACGCGAGUAAUAUCACAGGCAAUUGGAGCACCCAUAACGGCGGAAUGAGGUAUACAGUCAAAAUGGUGAUAUUUAUACUUCAUGGCUGGAUGAAAUUGUGUAAUGACAGGAAAUUAAAACAUCCAAAGCACCUACUUCUCGCAAUCUACAUACGUAGCAGUAGUAAUAGCACCAUCAGCCAUCACUCAUAAUUUCCAUCUCUGAAAUUAUAUCAUAAAAUUAUGCCGAGUUGGAUUGUGGAAAUCAGUCAUAAUUGGUGCUAAAAUUUGCAAUUCCAGCAGAAUAUCAUUAUUGUAAUAGAGUAGAGAGUAGUAUUUAGUGAAAUGAAUGCGUGUGAUCUGCCCAAUGUAACAUUGUGCCACCUGCUACUUGUGAAAUUAGUUUGUCCGAUGAAGAAACUUCGUGUAGAUGUGUAAACCCCUCCUCCUCCUCCUCCUCCUCCCAUGAUAUUCCGUUGCCAUGUCGACCACCCACCACCACCACCGGAAGGUUUCAAAAAGUAAUAACAUUCUCCCACGCUUUCACCAAUUUCAUCAUCCCAUGAAUAUUCUUAAUCUUAAUUACUCGCGGCCUACACCAGCCACGAAUUCAAUUAGAACCCGGCGACCCGUCGCAGACCAAAGUUUAAACCAGGCUGACGGACAGAGAUGGAUUUACUCCUCACUUUUGACGACAAAACUUUGGCCGUAGAGAUUUCGUGUGUGCACUAUCGCGUGAGCAUUCCGUCAGUAAUCGUCAAUGUAGAUGUAGUCCGGGCGACCUUUGACUCCAUCCGACAUGCAAAGCAUAGCAUAUCCGGCAUAUAGUGUAGCAUGGCUGGUGUUACUGUUAUUGCCAUCGUUGAAAGAGAAAGCAAUUAAUCCAUCCAACUUGCAGCCCAAUGGUCUCAAAUGGCACGAUGUUACGUAAAGGAAAGCAUACCUAGCACGGUUUCGGAGUGGCCAGCGAAAGUAAAACAAAUGCAAACAAUACAUCAAAAGGAGGAAACUGUGUAGGCUGAGGUGAAAGUUGAAUAGGUCACGAUUAGCAUAAUUUUGCAAUUUAUGCUCUGCUUGCAAACAAAGCAUACUUAUAAUAAUAAUAACGAUACGGUGGGCAGUCGGCGGAAUAUGAUCCUUGCAUUGAAGCAGUCACGAGUGGGGUUCUCUCCUGUAUUUGGGCGAAUGGCGUCAUCUACACACGACGAAGGGUGAAAAUGAGUCAUCAUCAAUUAUGAAGGACUAAUCUCCAGCAUAAUUCAUAGCUUCCUAUGUAAUUUUAUUUUCGCUCUCAACUAGCUGUGAGAAUAUUCGUGAUUACGGAUGUUGAAACAGACGCCAUCAGGAUCGCGUGGCCAUGCGUGGGUGGGGUCACUAAUUGGAAGACUAGUUUCCUUACUAGUAAUUUUUUCUUGUGGAUAAUUAAUGUAUUAAAAAGACGUGGCUGCUGCAUUUUCUUGUGGGCAUGCCAUUGGUUUACCCACUUUUCAUGUAAUUAGCAGCCGAUUCAAGUGCAAUGCUACUUCGGGUCGGAGAAGAUAGAUCUCCAUUGUUAGGAAGAACGAAGUCUUGAGCGAGUUAGUUACCUGCCUCGCUCUGUCUUUCUCUUGGUUGGACAAAGGAGUAGGCAAAUGGACAGAAUGGAAAAUGGAUGUGAGGAGGCAGUGGGUUUUCUAAGGAAUACUCUGGAGAGAUUCGCAUCCAGGUCGACCCAACCCUAAGCAACAAACCACGUCGAACUAGAACAUACUUGAUCUCAAGUUUUUCGAAGAGUGGAAUUGUGAAGCAGUUCACUUAUAUUCCAAAGAAACUGCCCCCAGCCAAACUUUAUUUUGGGUCGGUUGAACUCUGUAUAAUUCAUGGUUUUGAAGGUCGUUACACCACCCAGAAAUCAGUAGCCGUGCAGACGAACGGGCGGUAGUCGAGCAGAAAUGAAAAUUAGGUAGGUGAGUGAAUGGAUGGAUGAUGAGCCUACAUAUUUUAUGCUCCAUCUGCAUACCUGCCAGUCAGCUACGCAGCAGUUCCAUUAGGCGUACUUAUGUGGACCAUACCUGAAAAAGGGUCGGAAGGAAGGAAGUGGUUUUCAUUGGAGAAGGCAGUUUGCUGCUGUUUGUUCUUCUUUUCAUGCGUCACGUCAAUCCAAAGCCAAGGAGGACAAGGACAGAGCAGGACAACAGAGCAAUUCACUGCCACCUUUCCCCAUUGUCUCCUCUCCUCCGUCCGAGGUGAAAAUUGGGCUUCGCUCGUUGGGAAUGUUUUAGAAUAUUAGUUUUCUCCUUUCUCCCUCCCUCCAUUAUUUGCAUAAUGUGGAGAAUCAUGGCACAAAUUGUGACACUAGCGAUAAAAGGAGAGAGUAAUUGUUGAACCAAUUACGUCAACCGGAUUGAUGCCACCCAUGCAAUACGCUUCCAUCAUCAUUAUCACUUUGCAUUCAUCCAUCACUCUGCGGAAUUAAUCAGUGGGAUGAUACACAUCAGGGACAAUUUUGUAAAUUGCUUCAAUAUGUCUGUGUCCGAGGCGGAGAUGCAUCACCAAUUCCAUCAGAUGAUCGGAUUGGUUGCGAAAUUAUCCAUCCAGAGUGAACCUUUGCAUAGUACGUGUGCCUACGCUGCUGCUGAACUAUUAAUCAUUGUGCAGAUUGGCUUGAUCCAACACAUCAGCGACUCUGAAUAAAUUCUGAUUCGGAGUGAUUUGAAUAAAAACUUUAUAGCCUUUUGACAACCUGUGGGAGAAGUAAAAAAAAUUGGUGGUGGCUGGCGCGUGGGUGUUGCACUGCUGCUUUCUCUCUGAGGUGGCAGAUCGGGACCGAUUUGCACAAAUUGUAAAACAAGAGCGACUGAUCAUCAAAGGGGAGAGAAAAGUAAAUCGCAGUUGGUUCGGAAUUUGUAAUAAAGGAGGACUUGCAACACGUAGAAGUCGGCGAGCAGAGUUCCCUCGGGUGUGAUACUGAGAGAAAGCAGCAGCAGCUCUCCGUUGGUGGUGGUGGAAAACGUGGUGGAAUGAUGAAUGGCAAUGGAAUAGAAUGGCAGCAGCAGCAGAAUUAUCUUAUCGAUCUCUCCCUCCAGCAGACAACUUGCUUUCCCUCCUCAUCAUCAAACACAUACCUAACCAGUAAAUUUAUUGUCAUUCCUUUCUGGAAAUCCGGACGCCAACUUUCCCACUUUGUUUUCCCCAAUAAUUUAUCUGAAUUUGGAAAUCUCUCCCAUUCCGACUGCAUUACUACCGAUUGAGCGUAUGUGUGAUCACGUCGUGUGCUAAAUAUAGAUAAAUUAUUGUCCUAGAGUUAUCCUAGAAAUUCUAUAGCAGAUUUAAAGGUAAAGUCAAAUGUGAAUGUGACCGUGCAGUAGAGCUGCGAUGCUAGUGCAACAAUUAUGCAUUUAUUGGUAAACUACAUGUCGUAUUAUGUACAGAUAAGUAACCAUACUUCAUAGCGCUAAGAUAUUGAAAUGUAUAGAAAGAUGCAGGCCCUCUCUUUCAUGCACUUGACUUUGACUGACAAUUACUUAGUUCAUUGGUCACGUAGCUAUAAAAUAAGGAAAUGUGUAAAUAGUACAGUAAGGAUUUUAGAAUGGAUAUACUUACUAAUCAUGCAUCAAUGUAACAUUACAUAUCUUAUGGAAUCAUAUCCAAAUAUCACUCUAAACUUACCAUAUCACACACACACACACACAUCUUAACAGACAUAUCUAAGCAGAAUAAAGUGUAAGGACAGCGUAGUGCGUAAAUCAAAAUAUUUAGUUUACCAUCUUUUCGUGUGUCCGUACUUUUUGCAAAAACAAUAGUGCAUUAAAAACAACAGCCCUGAAAUUUAGGAUUUAUGUCCGUUAUAAAUAUCCAAGUAAAUUUAAGAAUACAACUCUGACCUAAACUCUAGUUUUAGUACGAAGAAUGCAAAAAAUUGCGUUUGGAAAUAGUUUACAAAUAAAAAAAAUAUGUAAAAGCGAAGGAGGAGACGAUGUGAACCUUGACUUUCUUCUACUUUGAGUUGACGUUGAAUACAGAAUAUUGACGAAGCAUGCAAGGCAACGAAUUUAUUUUCAUUUGGCGUGGGCAGAGAUCAAAGAAGGAAGGAAACAUGCAAAUGUGCGAUAAUAACGAAUCGGAUUGGAAGAAUUGAAUUGUGUGAGAUAGAAAAAUCUUGCGGAUUUCGUUGAUUUCCAUUAGAUUGAAGUUUACAGAAUAAUGAUUAAUGCGGGCUACUUGGCUGAUUUGUUUUUGGCUGGAAAAUACGACGACGAAUUGAUGUACAUACGAGCGAGUGGGUCUAAAUAGGACGGGUUUCAUUCCUUGCUGAGUGCGGAGACAACGACCUGAAUACGCCCUACUUCUACUGCUUCCAUCAAAAAAAUUCAAUCAACAUCUUUGACAUCCGUAUUCACCGGGGAUUGAAACCCGUCCAGCAUUUUGAACGAGCACGAGCAAGUAAGUCGCAGAGUGGCAGCGUAUCGAUAAACAAGACAGAGACAAGAGAGAACGUAAGUAGGGUUGCUUCCUGGAAAGUGAAAGCUAUUAUUAUACCCAAGCCAGAAGCAGCAGCAUAUUAUCCACGACGAGGCUUACACGAUGAAAAAAAAACUAAAAAUGAUGAGCAAGUGCUCCAGGCAAAAUACAAUGACGACGACGACGACGACGAAAAACCCACUUUCCUAUUUUGUCGACACUUAAAAAAUUGUGUUGUCUUUGUAUUUAGUAAUGAGAACGAGUUUACAACGGAUUUGCAUAUCAAUGGGGAAUUAUAGUGUGAAUAAUAAUGACAAAAAUGGUGAAUUAUGUAUAUUACGACGACGUGCGACAUGACAUUUUGAAACGGGGGCAUCAACUUCCCAAUUUUUGGGGCUGCAUUUUUAAGAUUUAUUGGAUAAGAUAUAAGUUGAAGACAAAUGUAUUAUUGUACUUUAUCGACGACGAUGACGACGACGGAAAAGGAGGUUGUGGAAAGAUAUUUACGUACAGACUUGUUCUAAAUACAUACAUAUUUAUGAUAAUUGUUAUUACAUGUACUUAUUUUUUCCUGUAUCUGUAAUUGGCAAGUUAUUAAAUAAGAAUGUGUUGCAUACAGAAAAUUAUUUGUUAAAAACUAUUUUAGGAUUUGGGACUUAUUUUAAUAAAACGAAUACAUUCUUUUA
Folsomia candida is the source of this 7191-nucleotide messenger RNA. RefSeq names its product prohormone-4. Bases 434 to 1048 code for a protein of 204 amino acids. The transcript is spliced from 5 exons. The record is from RefSeq and is a predicted model, not a curated record. Gene Ontology annotation, molecular function: protein binding. Lineage: Eukaryota; Metazoa; Arthropoda; Collembola; Entomobryomorpha; Isotomidae.